Molecule: messenger RNA, 2236 nt
Organism: Aphidius gifuensis
Lineage: Eukaryota; Metazoa; Arthropoda; Insecta; Hymenoptera; Braconidae
Exons: 4
Coding region: 161-1537 (458 amino acids)
Molecular function (GO): protein binding
Source: RefSeq, a predicted model, not a curated record
AAUGUCAGCUGUCAAUUGACGUUUAUCAUUGUUUAUAUUUACUAUUUAGUUAAAAACAUAAAGCUUAAAAAUUUUUUAUAUUUAAUACAAGUAUACAAUUAGUGUAUUGAGAUAUAGAAAAAAUUAAACAAAACUUGGUAAUAGUGAAUAACAAAUUUUAAUGUUAUCAAAUAUGAGUGAGGUCGGAAAAAAACGUAAAUUAAAGUCGGAAAAUCGGUUUUCUAAAAAAUGUAAGGUUACACGUAAAAUAUCAACACCUUCCUUUAACAAAAAGAAUAAUGAGAUAUCUUAUGAGAAUCAUGAUCAUUCAAUAAUUGAUUGUGUUAAUGACGAUUGUCUGGCUGAAAUAUUCACGUAUGUGCCAGUAUGGGAAAGACCUAAAAUUGCAUUGGUAUGUCAAAAAUGGAAAAGAGUCCUUGAUUAUUCUUGGGGUAGUGGCAAAAAACUUCAACUAACUCACUGGGAACAAGCUGAGUAUCCAAAUUGUUUGAAGAAAUAUCCAACACCUGAUGAAAAAUUAAGCUUUUUAAAUUCAUUGCUUUAUAAAUGCGGUCGUUAUUUAACACAAUUAGACUUGACAGCCUAUGGUUAUAGUGACAUUGUGCCAGUUAUUAAUAAAUAUUGUCCAAACCUCGUCAAACUUCGAUUGAGAUUCAUCUUUGAUAACAACAAAAUACUAUUUAGUGAUGUAUUUUCACGUCUAUCUAAGCUCAAAGUAUUAACAGUCAUAUUCCAAUAUCAUGUGAGACACCACUCUAAGCUGUAUUAUUUAAUCAUUGCAUUGGAAUCCCUUGCUGAUACAUUGACUGAUGUGACUCUUUUCAAUUGGCAAGGUGACGAUCCCUGUACACUUGAUAGUCAUCCUAUUAGUACACCCUGUGAAUUUCCACCGAGCACCCUUCGUGUGCUUCGUCAACUAAAGGCUCUGAAACGAUUUGAAUUUGGUGGUAUUAAAAUGAGCCCAGAUGUCGAAGAGUAUCUGACAAAUAAUCGCACACUAGAAGUUAUUUUUUAUGAUCAUUACAUAAACAAAGAUGUUAUUAAGCCAAAUCAGUUAAUGAGUAUAACUACAUUGGAUUUGUUGAAAUACAAAGUUUCAGAUGAUAGUUUGUAUACUAUUGCCAAUACUAUGAAGCAAUUAACAAAGCUCAAGAUAAAUUGGAUAUGGAUAACUAACGAUGGUAUAGUAGCCAUUUCAAUGAUGAAUAAUUUAACAUAUCUUUGUAUUUUCGGCUAUAAUGACAGCAUUGAUUCUUCAUCAAUCAUAUUGCUUAAAAAUUUGAUUUACUUGAUGUUACCAUGGAGCAAAAAAAUUAAUGAUGAUUUAGCCAUGAAAGUUCUUGAAAAUUCACCAAAGAUGGAGAUGUUUUUUGUUCCGUAUACAAGUGUAACUGUUGAAUUUAUCAGAAAAGCAGCAGAAAUAUCAAGAAAUCGAAAACAACAUUUAACUUUAGCUGUUUCUUUUAUAAUUGAUGAAGAAGCAUAUGAGUCGCCAUAUUUCAAAAUUAUUUGUACAACAAAAAAAACAAAUAAUUGACUAAUUAUUUUGGUGAUAACUGACUAUUAAUAUUGCGACGAAAGAAAAAUCUUUCAACUGUUUUCAAUUCAAUAAAAUCAAAUAUAAUAAAAAAUUAUAUGAAACUUCGUUAACAGAAAUAUUUAUUCAUUUUGGUAAUAUUUUUGAUAAAUUCAAGUCUAAAUCUUUAAUUUUUAAUAGUUCAGACUUAAUUAAUUGAAUAAUUUAAUAAAAUAUUCAAAGACAUUACAGAUUAUUAUUAAAACAAAAAGAUAAAAUUGUAUAUAAAAAAAAAGGUAAUAAGCUGUAUUUUAUCGAGCAAGCCUGUGAGAUAAAUAAAUAAAUAAAUGCAGUAAAUGUAUGGCUGUGAAAAUAUCGUUGCUACAUAUGUUAUAAUCUAUUUAAAAAAAAAAUAUAUAUAUAUGAAAACUUACAGACAUGAACAACACAGUAAAUAAAAUAAUAAAUAUUAAAUUAAAGGGUAAAAAAUAAAGAGUUUAAAAUGAAUUUUCAAUAGUUAUAAAUUCAAAAAGAAAAAAAAAAAAAAACAAACAUAUUUUUCUAUUAGGAACGACUUUCUUGAAAAUAAAAAAAAUUAUAUUUAAAAUACCGAAGUAAUUGAAGCGGAAAUGUUGUUAAUCGCACAUAAUAUACAAUUUAAAUAAUAAUAAUUAACACAGACAUUAAUUAUAAAAUUAUAUACGAUAAAUAAAUUUAUGA